AGACAGAUGAAUUCGUACAUUAACAUUCAGUUUCAAAGAUCUCUUUUUACUUUGUAUAUUAAAAUGAUUUUAUUAAUUUUCGGGUAUAUUUUUGUAAUUGGACUGCUUAAAGGUGGAAUUGUUAUUUGUAAAAUUCAAACUGACACAAUGAUUCGUGAAAAGGACUCACGGUUAGUAAAUGCGAUUUCGGACGAUCAAAAAUAUACAGCCAUUUCGUGUAUCAAUAAAUGUGUGCUGUAUACACCUCAAUGCCGAUCUGUGAGUUUCAGUCACAGCGAAAGACGAUGCUUGCUACAUAUGGAUCACCCACACAGUUCCACAGCUCAGCUGACUAGCGCUGCUGGGUUUUCGCUCUACUACUCCUUGACCGCUGAAUGUGACGAAGGCUGGGAAAGGUUUGAGACUAGGUGUUAUAUGUUUGUUACUAACAAACUGUCAUGGGUACAAGCCGAUACAUUUUGUAGAGGCAUGGACUCAAACUUACUUAAAGUUGACAACGAGGCAGAAGAUACAUUUGUGCGGGAUAAAUGUGCAGAACAUGGUAUGGGAUUUUAUUGGAUUGGUGCCCGGUUCUCGGACCAGUAUAAUGAAUAUAGAUGGUAUGACGGUACAGGUAUCAGCUAUAAGAACGGCUGGGGACAAGGCCAACCAGACGCUACAGGUGGAUGUGUAGACAUGUUGGGAAAAUGGGGCUUUGCUUGGAACGAUCAUAAGGAUUGCUUUUCAACAUAUGGUGGCAGUAUCUGCGAGAAAGGUCUUUUCGACUAGACAUAUUACAUAGUGUAUUACGUCAAGGUCAUGCCUGGACAUCUGAAUGAGGCUUUGGAAACUUACAAAGGUUAUAAUAAUACGGUAAUAAAGACGCAGAUGAUUUUUUCCAACUAAUAGGCCACUUUGUAUGUGUGUGUGUGUGUAUGAGUGGAGACUUAAACAUCGACUCGGUUAAGUUGAAUUUAGUUAAAUUCGUGAAGUUGAAAUCGUGCAUUCAUGAAGUUGACAAGUUGAAAUCGUGAAAACAUGAAGUUGAAAUCGUAAAAUCGUGAAGUUGAAAGCGUGAAUUCGUGAAG
Messenger RNA from Ruditapes philippinarum (Manila clam), 1067 nucleotides. RefSeq names its product ladderlectin-like. Lineage: Eukaryota; Metazoa; Mollusca; Bivalvia; Venerida; Veneridae. The transcript has 5 exons. The record is from RefSeq and is a predicted model, not a curated record. Gene Ontology annotation, molecular function: signaling receptor activity. The coding region runs from base 7 to 768 and encodes 253 amino acids.